Molecule: messenger RNA, 1555 nt
Organism: Triticum urartu
Lineage: Eukaryota; Viridiplantae; Streptophyta; Magnoliopsida; Poales; Poaceae
Product: peroxidase P7
Biological process (GO): response to oxidative stress; hydrogen peroxide catabolic process
Molecular function (GO): heme binding; peroxidase activity
Source: RefSeq, a predicted model, not a curated record
AAGCCAGUGAUCAAUAACACCACACUGUCAGAGCAGCUUCACUGCGAGCUAGGCAUCUCUAAUCCAAUUAACCUGAUCGCCGCCAUGGCCGCUCCUACCUUUCUGCACCGCCUGCUCGCCGUCUGGCUCCUCUCCUGCGCCGCCCACGCGCAGCUCUCGACGACCUUCUACUCCGCCUCCUGCCCCAACCUGGAGGCCAUCGUGCGGGCGGGGAUGAACAAGGCCAUCCGCAACGAGCGCCGGGUCGGCGCCUCGCUUCUCAGGCUCUUCUUCCACGACUGCUUCGUCCAGGGCUGUGACGGCUCGGUUCUUCUCGACGCCGGCGGCGAGAAGCAAGCCGCACCGAACAAUGGGUCCAUCCGUGGCUUCGGUGUCAUCGACGCCAUCAAGGCCAGCGUGGAGGCCGCGUGCCCCGGCGUCGUCUCCUGCGCCGACAUCCUCGCGCUCACCGCGCGCGACGGGACGUUCCUGCUGGGCGGGCCGACCUGGAGAGUGCCGCUCGGCCGUCGCGACUCGACGACGGCGAGCCGGGCUCUGGCCAACGUGAACCUCCCGCCGCCGACCGCCGGCUUGGCCACGCUGAUCUCCCUGUUCGGCAGGCAGGGGCUCUCGCCGGCCGAGAUGACGGCGCUGUCGGGCGCGCACACCAUCGGCCUGGCGCAGUGCCUGAACUUCAACGCCCGCAUCUACAGGGACGCCAACAUCGACCCGUCCUUCGCGGCGCUGCGGCGGCGGACGUGCCCCAGCUCCGGCAACGCCAACCUGGCGCCUAUCGACGUGCAGACCCCCUCGGCGUUCGACGCCGCCUACUACCGGAACCUGCUGGCGAAGCGCGGCCUGUUCCACUCCGACCAGGCGCUCUUCGACGGAGGGUCGGAGGACGCGCUGGUGCGGCAGUACGGCGCCAACCCCGCGCUCUUCCGGACCGACUUCGCCAAGGCGAUGGUGAAGAUGGGCAACAUACAUCCGCUCACCGGAAGCGCCGGCGAGAUCAGGGCCAACUGCCAUGUCGUCAACAGCUAGCUCAUCCGAUGAACCGACUGGUAUGUACUACUACUACUAAAAGAGGCCGCGCGCACCCAUGGCGUUCUUCGGCCCAGUUCUUUUGGCCGAUUCUCCCAGAAUCUUAAGAAUCGAUCCUUCACCCAACUUCUCCCGGAAUCUUGAACCCGAUUCUCAAGAUUCUGGGGAAUUCUCUCAUCUCGUUCAAGAAGACGUAUAUCCCCUCAUUAGGAUGUGGAUUUAUGCUGCCCAAUUGUUUAGAGUUUGUCUCGCACCAUUUUGCAAUAGUGAUAACGAUGUGUCUAUUGUUGUCAAUCCUUUUCACAGAUGUUUGGCUGGGCAAUGGAGCAUGCUAUUCCAUGAACAUGAUGAAUGCUAUUAUGUUAAGGGUUUAUAUAGGUCUCCCGCAAAAAAAAUGUUAAGGGUUUAUUUUUAUUUUCGAGAGUACAAGGGUUUAAGUUUAGGUUGUCCGAUUGACCAUUUGAUAAAUGUUUGGACAAUGGAAUGGGCUACUCCAUGAACAUGCUGAAUAUUACUAUGUCCAUGCAUUUAA